Molecule: messenger RNA, 3837 nt
Organism: Stylonychia lemnae
Lineage: Eukaryota; Ciliophora; Spirotrichea; Sporadotrichida; Oxytrichidae
Source: the annotation of a GenBank genome assembly
AUGCAAAAGCUGAACUAAAUCAAUACUCCGCAAUAAAAGUAAACUGUGAAGCUAGAAUCUGGCAAGAAUCUUCACAUAUAGAUAGUCAAAGGCAAAGCUCUUAAUGAUUCUGAUGUUGAUGAUCAUGGGCUAGAUGAAUUUGAUGACAAACUUGGUUCAGAUCAUGAGAAAAACUUCUCUUAAACUCCUUAAUCUCGAACAGGGAACCCUAGCGUAAGACCAAGCAUUCAGACCAUGAGUCUUAAAUACACUUCAACACAAUCUAAAGUACCUUUUCUCUAUAAUGUAUCUAUUUAGGCCUAGAUAAGUAGUGAGUCUUAACAGCAGCACAGUACAUUCUCGAAUCAUAAUAUGAGUCACGGAUUAGCUCCUAAGAUAUUUUCUGGAGCUGGUAAUAGAAUAAGUCCUACCAGGAACUAGAAUGCGUCGUUACAUCUUGAUAAGAAAGAACUAGAUAAGAGAGACUAGCAAAUGUAGCCAUCAUAAGUCACACUGACUUAAACCAAUGAUUUAAGCAGGAGAGCACAAGUAUCAGCUAAUGGAAAUAAAUAUGAUAGUAAUACAGCCCUAGAUAAAAAGAUAAAGUUACCAACUCAUAAUCAUCUAUUUGUUGGAAGAAAUGAUAACUAUGGCAAAUCUGUUCAGAAUAGCCCCUAUAUCAAUCAAUCUAAAAAGCUUCAUUAAACGCAGCACAUAGUGAACCAAGAGAAAACAGUACAUCCCAGAGUAAAUGGCUUACUUCAAUCCAAAUCCAGCUAUGAUGUGCCUCAAAAAAAUAAAUCAAACAGUACAGCCAAAAAGAAUGGAAGAUUAUUUAACAAGACUGAUAUGAUCAAUGAUUCAACCAUUAGCGGUAUUAAUGGCGGAGGAAGUGAGAAUAAAGUACUGAAAAUAGUAAGAGCUAGACUUGAGAGAGACUAGUUUCUAUUGCAAAGUCCAACUUACAUAAGCAAUCUAGACAGGUCUAACAAAACUAUCUCCUAUAACCCCACCAAUGAGACUUAGAGAGAAACUUCCCCAGAGUUAGUACAUAAUAGCAAGUCUCUUAAGGUCUAUAAAGAUGGAAAAGUAAUUUCUUACGGAGCUGGUCCAAGUUUGCUUACUCAAAAGGGUAAUCGUCUAAUGGAGGACAAGACUAUUCAUAACAUCAACAACCAUUACUACGAUGUCAAAAAAAGAUUAAACGUUCAUGUAGUUAACAACAGCAGUUAAGGAGCAGGUAGGCAAGCAUCUUAAAGUAACAAUGAUCUAGAUCCUUUUGUGAAGAGGCAAAUAAUAGAUGAACAGAGAAGAAAGCAAUAGUAGCAGCAGUAAAUUCAGCUUAAGGCUGAAAGGGAUGAAUAGUUGAUUUAGGAGUAGAUAUUGAAAAAGCAAUAGAGAUAAGGAGGCUCGCUUUCAGAUAGAGUGUAGGCAUAGACAUUUGAUCAGUUUUAUUAGAACUAGUUGCAGUUUAAAAGCAAGGUAGAGAGUUCAAUAGAAAAUAAGCGUAGAGAGGAAGCAAUGAAGACUGAUAUAAUGGGCAAAAAAGCCUGUCCAAAGCCAUGCAAAGGUUCUGAGAGAAUCAUUUAAAAGUAUAAGAAAAAGAUAUUGGAGACCGAUAACCCGAGAGAUGAAAGCAGUUCUAUCAAUAGGGACAAUACUGAACAGGUUUAUGACAGACUUUACAAUAACUAGUCUUUAAUUCCAGGCAUCUAAAAUAAGAAAAAUUUCAGACCUGAGAGGUACGGGGUGAAUUCUGAAAUAGAGCGAAAAGUAUCAAAAGAUCAUCAAGAAAAAUACAUGGAAAAACUUAUGUAGGCCGGCAAUGAUAGAGAAGGAAGUGCUAUAAGAAAGCAUAGCGACUGGUUAAUAAAAUCUAGUCAGAUGGAUCUAGCUACUAGUAAAACUCACACUGAUAAGAUUAUGUUUGAUAAGUUGAGAAAGGAUUUCACUAAGAUUUGUAAUUUAGAGAUUUACUACGCUGCUCUUUGUUAUGCAAGCAAGAGAUAAGAGACUAAUACAAAUGAAAUGAUAGCUUCAAUUACUGAGAAAUUGUCAAAGGCUUAGUAGUAAUCGAUAACCACAACUACCACUACUACUACUACCACAACUCAGUCUGUUGCUUAAGUAUCUAUAAAAAAUAGCAAGGUCGUUCAGACAAAGCCAUCCAAUAAGUCUUCCACAAAAUCUGUGGUCACAUCCACAUUCUCUAAAAGCGUUAUUAUAAAGGAGGACUACUUGCGAAAUAGUUUACUUAGAGGAACACCUAUCAGGUAUUCAAAUUAUGUUGCAGCUCUGCACUAGUUAGGCUAUCUCUCAGAUCCAAGAAAGAUCACUACUGCAGAGGAGAUUUAAUUGCAAGAAAUCUGGAAAAUUUUAGGAGGAGUUAAAUCUAAAGACCGCACUAUAAAAGCUGAAAACCUGUUUAUUUUCCUAGCUGCUCUCUUGAACAUCAGAUUGGCAGUAAUGAUACAGAGACAUGAUGAGGAAAAGUUGCCAGACAAACACAGGUUCGAGGGUUACCUUUGCUUUGACGAAUUUGAAAACGCCCACUUUAUUUGCCCAGAUGACAUUACCAAAGUUUAUAAAAAAUUCAAGCAGCUAGCUCUGAACAGACUUAAUAGAAAGAGAGAUGAGUCUUCAAAAAGAGUAGAAGUCUAUCAAGAUAAACCCUAGUUUGCAAUUUCAGAUAAUAGUAAGGCUUAUCUAGAGUUACUAAAGAAGAGAAGUGUUUCAAUUGCAAGUGCGAGAGUUUAGAUUAAAAAGACUUUGGCAUACGAUAUUAUAGAAGAAAAUCCGACAUUAUAUCCCAAAUAAGCAAGUUAUCCCAAUAAUCAAUAGAGAUCAUCUAGAAAUCAAAGUCCCUCCAGUAAUUUGAACAGAGUGUUCUCAUAAUAAGACCUCAAAGAUCACUCUAGAAGCUAUGGGAAUCCAAAGAUUGCAGGUAAGGAUGAGUAUGAGACUCCAAACAAGACUCCUCUCUUUGGAAAUAAAGCCAGAAUGCAGCAAAACUCUAAAAAGAUUGAGAAUAGUUAUGAGUAGAUUAAAAAGUAAUCCUUGCUUGAUUCUAAAAACAGAAAUAAUAGUAAGUAUGUAUAGAAAAAGCUCUCAGAAGCAGAGAUUUAAGAGCUUAUCAAUCAGAAAUUCAAUAACGAAAAAAAGGGAGAGCUGAAUCAGAAUACUUCAAUGGAUGAAGACAAGGCUGAAUCUGUGUUUAGUGGAGCCAGCCGAUUAAAGAGAUCUCCUAUAAAACAAUAUGAAAGUAUCAUAGGCCCAGAAGUCUAGAAAAGAGGCCAAAUAUAAAAAGUUGAACCAGUUCAAGAUGACCCUCAGAUGAUGUCCUCAAUAAUGGAUGAUAACUCGAGAUUAGAAUUCUCUCAGCAGGACUUCAUUAAUGCUCAUGACUUGGUCGGACAUAACAGAGUCCAGAGCCAAUUAGAAACCAAUCAAGAGAACAAGCUCAACAAUCAUAACAACUACACUUAUGAUUAAUCUCAAGAUCCUGAGGGUGAGCAUCAGGCCAACGAUGAGGAAAUGGAGGAAGAAUACGAUAUGGACAUUGAACUGAAUGUCAUAGAUGUAGAUACUUCCGAGCUAUAUGAUAGAGAAUCACUGCAGAGUCACGGGUCUAUUCACUCAAAUUAUAAGCAAUUUGCUUUAUAAAAAGUGUAGCACUUGAAGGUGUACUCUUUCAAAUUUGGUGAGGACGAGCCUCAAAGACUUAUAAUCUACGAAGAUGAUGAUCCCCAGAAAUUAGCACUAAGAUUUGCUUAGAAAUGCGGGUAGGGAGAUGAAGUCAGAGCCACAAUUGAGGGCAUCAUUGAAAAUGACAUAAUGGGUGGAGAUGACCAGCAAUGA